Austrofundulus limnaeus is the source of this 2463-nucleotide messenger RNA. RefSeq names its product non-SMC condensin I complex, subunit H (gene ncaph). The transcript is spliced from 18 exons. Gene Ontology annotation, molecular function: chromatin binding. Lineage: Eukaryota; Metazoa; Chordata; Actinopteri; Cyprinodontiformes; Rivulidae. Bases 154 to 2223 code for a protein of 689 amino acids. Gene Ontology annotation, cellular component: condensin complex. The record is from RefSeq and is a predicted model, not a curated record. Gene Ontology annotation, biological process: mitotic chromosome condensation.
GUUCUCGGCGCAAAAAUUCAAACUCCGAGCAGACAAGAAUAGCCUCAGUUGCUUGUUUUUGUAAUAUCUCAAAUUUUAUUUGUACAGUUUAAGACGGACUUUGUCACAGUUUGGACAGUUUCAUGGGUCUUUUUCUCUCUCUAUCAGCUAAAAAUGAGUGCAGCCUCUACCCCAGUGUCCCGGGUCCAUCCGGGAUGGACGUCAUCUUUGAAGAGCAAGGGUUCAUCCCCUGCGGCCUGCAGCACCCCGCUGCUGGCAGCCUUCCCUGGCAACGACGAUGAGCAGGAGCGUCGUCAGCGCAGGAGGUCCAGAGUCAUUGACCUUCAGUCUGCCAACGAUUCUUCAUUUAUUGAUUCUGCUUCUCACAGUGCUGUGGGGACUCCUGCUGCUGUACCCAAGAUGUCCAAUGCUCAGAUUUCAGAGCACUACUCCACCUGCAUAAAGCUGUCCACUGAAAAUAAAAUUACCACCAAAAAUGCCUUUGGUCUCCAUCUGAUUGAUUACAUGYCAGAUAUUCUAAAACAGAAGGAUUCUGAACUCACCAACUUUAAGGUGGCAGCUGGCACUCUGGAUGCCAGCACAAAGAUCUACGCUGUGAGGGUGGACGCUGUUCAUGCUGAUGCCUACAGGGUGCUGGGUGGUCUUGGGGCUGAGACGAAACCUGGAGAAGACUGUGGUCCAGACCAGGAAGGAGAUGGUACUGCCGGGGAUGAAAAUGUCAAGCAGCCGAAGAAAAAGAGGCCUCCUAAAAGAACAGUAGAGCAGAAUCUGAGCAACAUCAACAGUGCAGAAUCAGAGAGGAAAUGUGAGGUGGACCCCAUGUUUCAGCGGUUGGCUUCCUCCUUUGAUGAGACCAGCACGGCAGGCGUCUUCCUGUCUGUCCUCUUCAGUGAGAACAGUCGCUGUGAGCUGCUGUUUCCCUCUCACAUGACUCUCCUGCAGUCCAGACCCUCUUACUCUCCUCCAACUCCACAGACAGUCCCUGCAUCACCAUUCAAGGCCGGACUGCAACGUUCCCAGGAGAAAAGCUCCAUCUGCCCGUCGCUGCAGGACUUUUCCUUCACAAGCUGGAACCCCGAGCAGACCAUGAAUCAGCUGUUGGAGAAGAUGAAGCAGGGUGAACAUGUGUUUGACGUGAACGCUGAGCCUGAACCAGAACCAGAGGAAGACUGCUGCCCUGACUUUGAUGCUGAUUAUGAGGAGGGAUCAGCUGACUAUGAAGAUAGAUCUAAAGAGGUCAAAGAGGGCUGUGAAGGCUCUGGGUCCGGCAAAGGAAGGGAUGUUAUUCCCAUUGGUGAGGGGGACAUAGCCACCAUGUGUCUGCAGCUGUCCUCUCAGCCCAGAGAGUAUUCCUACUUCAGCCCCAGGACCAUGGCCACAUGGGCUGGCCCAGGUUACUGGCAGUUCAAACCGAAGCACAAAUUGGAUCAUGUACCUGACAAGGAGACCCGAAAAAGGAAACCUAAAAAAAUCUUUGAGAUAGACUUCAGUGAUGAUGUCAACUUUGACACUUACUUCCGUACCACAAGGGCAGCCACCACUAACAGCAAGUCUGCGCUCUGUGCAAGCAAAAAGAAAACCACUUUACCUGCAGACUUCAAGUUUCCCCCUGAGAAGCUGUCCCAGCUCAGCCUCAAACCCUCCAGCUCGUUGAGUCAAGAAGUGCAGAAGAGGCUGUCUGGGGAGCUUGGAGAAGGCAUCGGUGAUUAUGACUACAACAACCCCAAUGAUACAGUCAACUUUUGUCCAGGUCUUCAGGGUAAUGACAGUGAUGAUGAUGUUGAAGGGUUUGCUGCCUCAGACGACACACAGCCCUCAGGUGACAGUAUACCUCCACCCUCACAGGAUCUGUCCACAUACGGGGAGGACAAUCUGGUACCGGAACCACACAGGGUAAACAAGAUUGAAAUCAACUAUGCGAAGACAGCAAAGAAAAUGGACAUGAAGAGACUUAAGAACAACAUGUGGACUCUUCUGACUGAAAGCCCAGAGAAAACAGCACAGCAGGUGGAGCAGCCUGCAGAGGCUGCAGAAGUGAGCGGAGAGAAAGCCUUCAGUCAGACCACAAAGGCCCUGCUUCAAAGAUUGCCAAACACAAUGGCUCAGAACCUGUCUGUUCCGUUGGCUUUUGUGGCUCUGCUUCAUCUGGCCAAUGAAAAGAAUUUGGAGCUGGUGAAGGUUGACGAUAUGUCAGAUAUCAUCAUCAGGCAAGGCCGAAGAUAAAAAAAAAAACAAUGAGUUAAUGUGAUUUUUGUUUGUUUGUUUGUCUAUCUUUGCUUUUUAUGUCUUUAUUGUGCAUUUCUGAUGUAUUUGUCCAGAGAAAUGUGCUUUUAAUCUCUAUAUCAGCGUAACAUGUGUUGCUUUUACUUUUGUACCUCCCGUGAAUAUUUACUGUGUAGAUACUUUUAACUGCUCAAACACCACACAAAGAUGUAUAUUGUCAAAAUAAACGUUUUUCAUAAA